Molecule: messenger RNA, 1772 nt
Organism: Adelges cooleyi (spruce gall adelgid)
Lineage: Eukaryota; Metazoa; Arthropoda; Insecta; Hemiptera; Adelgidae
Product: ATP-dependent RNA helicase DDX19A-like
Exons: 9
Coding region: 283-1671 (462 amino acids)
Biological process (GO): poly(A)+ mRNA export from nucleus
Cellular component (GO): nucleus; cytoplasmic stress granule
Molecular function (GO): RNA helicase activity; ATP binding; RNA binding
Source: RefSeq, a predicted model, not a curated record
UACGGCGUACAGUGUAGUGGCUACCUGCUAGCUGUUCACUAUAGAAGUAGGAACUGUUGUCAGUUGUUAUUCGCUCAUUUAUUAUAUUUAACAGAAAACCCGUAAGGCAUACGCUAAACACACAGCACGCGGUACGUCGUUUCUAAGUUCAAGAGUUCGGAGAAUUUAAUAAUAUUUGAAUUUGUUAGGAAAUUUUAAUAGUGAUCUGAGUCCUGAGAUCACAUUGUUAAUGAUUAAAAUUUCCAGGGUUCGACAAUUUAUAUUCUGUUUAAAUAAAUAGGAAUGGAGACUAUUACAAAAAGAAUGUCAAGUACUCAAAUUGAAGCUAGACAAGCUUCUUCUACUGAUUCACCAAAUAAUAGUUCCAGUGAAGAUGACAAAGAGUUACCAGCAGCAGAAAAAUCAUUAUUGCAAAAAAUCGUACGAACAGGACUUAUAACAUCAAAGCAUGAUAUUGAAGUUCAAAGACGUGAUCCUAAGUCUCCAUUAUAUUCUGUGAAGUCUUUUGAACUUCUUAAAUUGACUCCAAACUUGUUAAAAGGUGUUUAUGAAAUGGGUUACAAUGCACCAUCUAAGAUUCAAGAAACAGCAUUACCUUUACUUUUGGCAAAUCCGCCCCAAAAUUUAAUUGCUCAAUCACAGUCUGGAACAGGAAAAACUGCAGCUUUUGUUUUGGCAAUGUUAAGUAGAGUUGACCCUGAGCUGGAAUAUCCACAAGUGAUAUGUUUAUCACCUACUUAUGAAUUGGCUAUUCAAACUGGCGAGGUUGCUGCAAAGAUGUCCACUUACUGUCCUAACAUAAGACUCAGAUAUGCUGUUAGGGGUGAAGAAGUUGAAAAGGGUUCUAAAAUACAAGAACAAAUCAUUGUUGGUACACCUGGAAAAGUGUUAGAUUGGGCUACAAAGUAUAGAUUUUUUGAUCCUAAAAAAAUUAAAGUAUUUGUUUUGGAUGAAGCAGAUAUUAUGGUAGAUACCCAAGGCCAUCAAGAUCAAAGUUUUCGUAUAAGAAAAUUGUUGAAUGAGUCAUGUCAAAUGAUGUUCUUUUCUGCUACCUAUACUGAAGAUGUCAUGAGAUUUGCCAACGCUAUUGCUCCAAUGGCUGUAAUUAUACGAUUGAAGCGAGAAGAAGAAACUCUAGAUAAUAUAAGACAAUAUUAUGUGAACUGCAAUAAUAAAGAAGACAAAUACAAUGCGUUGGUUAAUAUUUAUGGUGGAGUAACUAUAGGACAAGCUAUGAUAUUUUGCCAGACUAAAAAAAUGGCUUUAUGGUUGGUUAAUCAAAUGAUGGAACAAGGACAUGCUGUAGCAUUAUUAUCUGGGGAGCUGACAGUACAACAAAGAAUAACAGUAUUGGAUCGUUUCCGUGAAGGCAAAGAAAAAGUUCUGGUUACAACAAAUGUACUUUCUAGAGGUAUUGACAUUGAACAAGUCACAAUUGUCAUUAACUUUGACUUGCCUGUGACUUUUUCUCGCGAACCAGACUAUGAUACAUAUCUACACAGAAUUGGACGAACUGGACGUUUUGGUAAAAAAGGUAUUGCCAUUAAUCUUGUUAGUGGUAAUACGGACUUUCAUAUACUUAAACAAAUUGAAAAUCACUUUUCCAUAAAAAUUAAUAAUUUGAAUACGGAUAAUGCUGAUGAUAUGGAGAAACUUGGGGCUGAGGAUUAAUUUUUAUAAUCUUGUAUAUUAUUAUAAUUGUAUAAUUAUUGACUAUAAAUCAACAUUAAAUUGAAUAAAAUAAAAUAUAAAUUAAAACUUUUAUUAAUGAA